Molecule: messenger RNA, 279 nt
Organism: Protopolystoma xenopodis
Lineage: Eukaryota; Metazoa; Platyhelminthes; Monogenea; Polystomatidea; Polystomatidae
Source: the annotation of a GenBank genome assembly
AUGGAUAUAGCUACCCGUAAAUCAGAAUGUGAUUACAAUUCUUUUGCAAGCAUACGCGACCAGUUUUUAUAUGGACUGAUAAUUGAUCUUCAUAAGAUGAAGUCAGAUGAAGACUUUGUCUUCGCUCCUAUUCGUGAUUCAGUGAUAGCGUCCACCUCCAAACACCAUGACGGCAUGCCAACCGCACCGAGUUGGGUGGAUGAUACGCAUUCGACUAGACAAUUUCUUUUUCCCUCAGCAAUGGAAGAUUUAGCCGCGCGGUCUACCUCUACAGUAUGA